Molecule: messenger RNA, 260 nt
Organism: Cetraspora pellucida
Lineage: Eukaryota; Fungi; Glomeromycota; Glomeromycetes; Diversisporales; Gigasporaceae
Source: the annotation of a GenBank genome assembly
AAGUUAACAAUGUUAAUAAGCAAAUUUCAGCAGAUAUGAAUCUGGAUAGUCAUAUCAAUAUAGAUCAGCCUCAGAUUAAGACUGAGAUAGCUGAAAAAGAACCAAUUGAAGAUACUUUAAAGGAAUUAAACAACUCUUCAAUGGAAAAUCACACUAUAGAUACCAACAUGAUAGUAGAUCCACUAACCACCCUCUACGACAACUCCAAGGUUGCUGAAUCCUCUUUCAUCAGCAAUGAUGACAAUGAAUUCCAAUUGGUG